Messenger RNA from Gossypium raimondii (Peruvian cotton), 1680 nucleotides. RefSeq lists its product as uncharacterized. The record is from RefSeq and is a predicted model, not a curated record. Gene Ontology annotation, molecular function: nucleic acid binding; zinc ion binding. Bases 1 to 1680 code for a protein of 559 amino acids. The transcript has 3 exons. NCBI's taxonomy places the organism in Eukaryota, Viridiplantae, Streptophyta, Magnoliopsida, Malvales, Malvaceae.
AUGACAGGAUCAGAAGAUCGUAGUCGUGGUGGAGAUCAACCACCGGAUUUGCAAAUGCAAGCUAUUACUCGCACCUUGCAACGUCUAUUAGAAAAUGCAUUAGAGCCUAUACACUCUCGUUUGGACAAGAUUGAAGGGGGUGGUUCACAAUCUGUCCAUAAUGAACAUAAUGAUGAAAAUGACAUUGAACAUUCACCAAGGGUGAAUCAACGACCAGGACGCACAGUUGACGAUAAUAUUUCUAACAUUAAAGUUGCCAUACCUUCUUUUCAGGGAUGUUCAAAUCCAGAUGCUUAUCUGACAUGGGAAAGCAAGGUUGAACACGUUUUUGAGUGUUAUAACUACUCAGAACAGAAAAAAGUUCGACUAGCAGCUAUGGAGUUUGUUGACUAUGCACUGGUAUGGUGGGACCAAUUACUGAUUAGUCGACGACGUACAGGUGAAGGUCUAGUGAGAACAUGGGAAGAUAUGAAGCGUAUCAUGCGGAGACGAUUUGUUCCUUCUCACUAUCAUCGAGAUUUAUUUCAGAAAUUACAAACCUUGAAACAGGGCAACAGGAGCGUUGAGGACUAUUUCAAGGAGAUGGAGAUGUCCAUGAUGCGUGCAAACGUAGUUGAGGAUAGUGAGGCGACUAUGGCUCGGUUUUUGGCAGGUUUAAAUUCUGAAAUAGCAAACAUUGUUGAAAUGCAACAUUAUGUUGAGUUGGAUGACAUGGUGCAUAUGGCGAUCAAAAUUGAGCGACAACAAUGUAGAAAAGCUUCUACUCGAGGUAAUACUCCAUUUAAAUCUUUUUCGAAUCCUUUAUACACCCCUAACAAUGCCAGGAAACAAGCACCACAACCGCCAUUACGGAUUCGAGAGCCAAAGAACCCAAAGAAACCAAAGCCUCCCAUUGCUGAUAAUGGACGUGGCAAACAACCAAUGGUGGCACCAGAACGAUCAAGAGAUAUUCAGUGCUUUAAGUGCCUUGGUAGAGGACAUGUUGCUAGCCAGUGUCCUAAUCGGAGGGUUAUGUUGAUGCGAGAAGAUGGAGAGAUCGAGUCAGAUUCUGAGGAAGAUGUACAUGAACUCCCGACUAAAGAAGAUGAAGAGAAUGACCUAGAAGUUCUGAAUCGGUCAAGUUAUGGAGAUCAUGGUUGUCAAACCGGUAGUUGUACUAAUGUUGCUAGUUCAGUGAUGGUUGACAGAUUAGGUCUUAAGACGACAAAGCAUCCGAAUCCGUACAAGUUGCAGUGGUUGAAUGACGGUGGAGAACUUAAAGUGACGAAACAAGUGGUUGUACCGCUUUCAAUUGGAAACUACAAGGACGAGGUCCUUUGUGAUGUUGUGUCGAUGGAUGCUACUCACCUUCUUUUGGGCGCCUUGUUCCCUGCUGAUUUGCCUGCAUCGAUUGUGUCCCUUUUGCAAGAGUUUGAGGAUGUGUUUCCGAAAGAAACACCGAAGGGAUUACCACCUCUUCGUGGCAUUGAGCACCAGAUUGAUUUCAUUCCAGGUGCUACCAUUCCAAAUCGACCAGCUUAUCGUACUAACCCUGAAGAGACGAAAGAGCUUCAAAGGCAAGUUGUAGAAUUGAUGGACAAGGGUUAUAUUCGAGAAAGUCUAAGUCCAUGUGCUGUUCCGGUGUUGUUAGUACCGAAGAAAGAUGGGUCUUGGAGGAUGUGCGAGAUUGUAGAGUCGUGA